AUGUCUGGACAUGGAAAGAAAAGUGCAGUGGCUGGCAAACCUGGAGCUACACCAAGGAAAACUAAAUCAGCCCUGGCUGGUCUGCAGUUUCCCGUGGGUCGUGUCUACAGGCUCCUUAAGAGAGGUGGCUAUGCUGACAGGGUUGGUCCCGGCUCUGCCAUCUACCUGGCCGCGGUGCUGGAGUACCUGACAGCGGAGAUCUUGGAGCUGGCAGGGAACGCUGCCCGGGAAAACAAGAAAUCCAGGAUCCUGCCCCGACACAUCCAGCUGGCUGUGAGAAAUGACGAGGAGCUGAACAAGCUCUUCUCCUGCGUGACCAUUGCUCAAGGAGGGGUUAUGCCAAAUAUCCUUUCUGAGCUCCUUCCGAAGAAAACUGUCCAAAGUGCUGCUCCUUCUGAAGAACAACCUGGUUGCCAGUGA
Molecule: messenger RNA, 420 nt
Organism: Cygnus atratus (black swan)
Lineage: Eukaryota; Metazoa; Chordata; Aves; Anseriformes; Anatidae
Product: histone H2A-beta, sperm-like
Exons: 1
Coding region: 1-420 (139 amino acids)
Cellular component (GO): nucleosome
Molecular function (GO): protein heterodimerization activity; structural constituent of chromatin; DNA binding
Source: RefSeq, a predicted model, not a curated record